UUUCUGUUUAUUUGAGCGGAGCCUCAAUGAUCCUGCUGCUGACGGCUGUGUCUCGGGCGCAGGACGAUGACUUCACUCCGGCUCCGGACUACGACCCCGACUACCGCCCCACCUUCGAGUACAGUUUCUACAGCAACGGCAGCAGUGAAGACCUGGAGAAGUUCAGUGAACCGUUCCUCGACCUGGAGGAGGAGGCGGUAACCACGACAACCACCACAGGAAGCACAGGGGGCGUCGACGUUCGGAACAGCUCAUCACUUCCUGUUUCUCUAGCGAUCAGGACACUCGUCUGGACCCUGAUGAUCAUGAUCAGUGUGAAUCUGCAGCAGCUACAACACACACUAUGAGAGACACACUCAGCAGGCGUCGGGUGCGUUGGAUUCUGCACUGAUCCAACCGGGUGGGAGGAGUCACCUCUGUCACCGGGGGACCUGGUGGAGCUCGGCCAAUCACAGACCUUUAUCAGAACGUUUCUGAUGAAUAUGAAAACUUAAUCACAUGUUUUCACAGUUUAUCACUUUUUUAUUUGAGGCAGAACUGAUUUAAGUAUUAAUAUUCGUACAUAAUAUGAAUGAGCCUCCAUGUUUAUAAUUUCUGAGGAUAAAUAUUAAACCUGACGAGGAGACGAACCAUCGAAUCUCAACGUGUUGAACCAGCUGCACUUCAAUCUGUUUGUUCUGUGGUCUUUUAAUCUGAAAGAGAUUCAUCACUUCCUGUUCAACGGAUCAAAUCUGUUUGUUCAAAGAACAAAUCCAGGACAAAGAAAAUAUGUUUUGGGGAAAGUUUACAAAUUUGACGGUAAAUAAGAGAAUUGUUGUU
This is a messenger RNA of Limanda limanda (common dab), 819 nucleotides long. RefSeq lists its product as uncharacterized. The transcript has 5 exons. Lineage: Eukaryota; Metazoa; Chordata; Actinopteri; Pleuronectiformes; Pleuronectidae. The coding region runs from base 27 to 347 and encodes 106 amino acids. The record is from RefSeq and is a predicted model, not a curated record.